Rotaria sp. Silwood2 is the source of this 1346-nucleotide messenger RNA. NCBI's taxonomy places the organism in Eukaryota, Metazoa, Rotifera, Eurotatoria, Philodinida, Philodinidae. The record is from the annotation of a GenBank genome assembly.
AUGACAUCCAGUAAUAAUAGUACUAAACUUUCUAAUUUAUCUGUUCAAUGGGAAUGGGAAGGUGAUAAAGGUAUUUGGCAACAACAUCCAAUAGAUAUUCAACAAAAAAUUUCUCAAGCAUUUGAUAAUGGAAAUAGUGAAGUUACUGUUAAUCAAACAGAAGAGAUAAUUAUGAUAAUUAAAUUUCAUGAUAUGGUACAAAUAAAUCAGAAAACAAAAUUUAUGCGUCGUAUACGUUUUUGUAUGGAAUUAAAAGAUAAAAAUGGUUUUUUUACAUACGAAUAUGAAAAUGAAAAUAAAAAAUGGUUUUCUUAUAAUGCUGAAAUAAUGAUUAAAAUAGCAAAUGCUAUUGAAAAUGAUCAAACAAUAUUAUCAAUUAAUUAUCAAAAUCAAUCAUAUGAUAUUGAUCUUGAUAAAUUAAUCGAAACAAAUUUAAAUACAAAAGCUAUUCGAAAAAUACAUUGUGUUAAAUCAAUGGCAAAAUUACCAUUGAAUGUUUCAACAAUAUCAAAUAAACGAUCAUUAGAUAAUAAUGAAAGUGUAGAAAAUAAUAAGAAAAAACGUAGCAUAUCAAAAUCAACUCCAAUAGAGAAAAGUGCAAUGCGUACUGUGACAACAGUUGUUGGAAAAGUACCUGUUGAUUCUGAAUGUGUAUCAAUGUUAGGAAAAGUUCAUGUUUAUUGUGAUAAUAAUGAUGUAUUUGAUUGUAUGCUUAAUCAAACAAAUGUUGGAAAUAAUAAUAAUAAAUUUUAUUUAAUUCAAUUACUUGAAGAAAAUAAUAGUAAAAAAUAUUAUGUGUGGUUACGUUGGGGACGAGUUGGAUAUAAUGGACAAAAUAAUUUAGAACAUUUUGGUUGUGAUUUAGAUGAAGCAAAAAGAUUUUUUUGUCAAAAGUAUGCAAUUUCAAAUUUUAAUUCGUUAUAAUAUCAAACAGAGGUCUCAUGAUUGAUUAUCAAAUGUACAAAUAUAAUAUGUUGAAUAAUAUUUAAAACGGAUAGAGCAUAAAUGAUUCCGACUAAUUGUAAAUGCAAUUUUAAAAUUACUUACUAUUCAUGUGUAUUUUGUGAAACAUAUUCCAUUGCGGUUCAACAGUUAUGUAGUCUUGUAGAAAACGAAAUUCUGUUGGUGUCUAAAUAAGGAUUUUGCAAAUGAACUUUAACUGAAAACAAAAGAUUUCAUUGUGCAGAAAAAAAAAGCGUCACAGAGAAUAUUUUCAACACUUUAGCAAAGCUCGGGGUAUCCAAAAGUGUAUAAGAGAAAAUCCUAUAUGUUUUGAUAUAAAAAUCUUUACUUUUGAGGUUGUUGCUUAAUCAUGAGGCAUCGCAGUAAAAUUCUCCAGCUUUUGG